CUCGAUAACAGAUACUCAUAGCCAAAAUAAUUGCAAGACGAAAGACCCAAUAAGUUAGUUCUAACCGUUACUUUGGAUAGUUUCUCCAUAAUUGUGUUGACAAUUCGUUAAGGUAACAGAAAGUACGCGAAAAUUCCAUGCCACACCACCGCUCCUCUUCAUUAGUUAGUAAGCUACUAUAAUCCUAUACAUCCAGCACACGAUAGAUGCUAAGAAAACUUUAAUCCUCCAUUUCGUAAAAUUCUAUAUCUCAAAAAAUAUUCCCACGGUCCAGCGUCCCAAAAAGUCCUUCCCCCUUUUCUUCCCGCGUAUUCUCGCUAUCUUUUUCUUUUGCAUAAAACUUUCACCGCAAAACUGAUCUCUACUUUUUUUGAUCAGCCGUUCAUCAAUGUCCGCCACCACAGAGACCCUCAUCAACCAGUACCUCGUAUUUACCGAUACCAAUGAACAAGAGGCAACCUUGGUCGUCGCCAGACUUGCUGACCAGGUAGCCCUGAAGCAGCUCACGCUCCUACAGUUCAUUCAGACGGCGGGCGACUACUUGACCCGUGACGAUGACGCAAUCCGUUCACGCGCAAUUCUCUGCUUGUCACAGAUGCUCCAGACGUUAGCCGCGCGUGAUGCGACAAUCUUUUCCAAACAAGACGUUUCGGUAUUGGUCGACUUUUACUUGUCCAAGUUUGACGACUUGGUAUCCCACAAAGCGACGCUUCUGGGGCUCAGCUGCUUGGUUGAUUUCACGCGGUUUGCCUCUACCAACGUGGCCAAGAUCUUGCAGACGCUUGAGAAGGAGUAUGCCCCGAAAAAGAACUUGGCGCCUGUCAGAUACCUUGCCUUUGACAUAUUAGCCCGCUUAUUGGCCAAAUUCGGAAGCUUCAUCGCCAGAAACCUUUCCGCAGAGUUUGCGACGACGUUUUUACACGUGGCUUCCGGUGAAAAGGACCCCCGCAACUUAAUCGCUUCCUUUACCCUUCAGGAGGUCAUUGGUGCCAAGCUAGGUAUUACGGACGAAGAAACCAACAAUGAGCUCUUUGACGUGGCAUUCUGCUACUUCCCCAUCUCUUUCACCCCGCCAAAGGGGGAUCCCUACAAGAUCACGUCCGAACAGCUAAAGACAGCUUUGCGCGGCGCCCUCAGCAGCAACACAGCCUAUGCCAAGGACGCCUUCCCGAACUUGAUUGAGAAGCUCACCACCACCAACGCAAAGGUCAAGCUUGAUAUCUUGGACACGUUGUUGCAGUGUAUUCAGGCAUAUACCCCCGAGGCAGUCCAGCUGUUCUGGUUGAGUCUUUGGAAUGCCUUGAAGUUUGAACUCUUGCACAACGAGCUCAGCAUGUUCUCAGCUGAGGGCGUGGCCACCGACGACGACGAAACCAGGGUUUAUGUCAGAAUGUUUGAGAUUUUCAGGGCCAUGGCUGUAAAGUUGCGACAGUGUCUGGAGUCCGGGUUACAGCCGUACCUUACGACCCUCAUCGAGGAGUUGUUGCCGAACAUCGAACCAGAACACAAGCUCUUCAAAGCCUCGAUGCUCAUCUUGACAAACGUUGCGGAAGCAUCUCCUGAGGCGUUCAACUACAUCGUGGAGAAGGUGUUUGUUCGGCUUUUCGAGGACGUGAACGACCUCAACGUGCCAAAGCAGCGCAACUUGAUUGCUAACAUGGGCUUCUUCUUGAAUGCGUAUGCGAAUUUAGUUAAUGCGCUCAACGCCGGGGAAUUUGAGUCUGAUUUUGCUUCCAAUGCCCUUUUAUCGCACAAAGACAACAUCCUUGCCUUACUUUCCAAGACCCUCAUGUCCUCUUCCUCCAGAGAAGCCACCUUGCGCAUAGCAACCAUUCACCAGUUGGUUAAGUUGACAAGCCUCCCGCGCUUCCUUAUCCUCGAGGAAACUUCCUUCAUUCUCCAGUUCUUCAACGAAGUCAUUAUUGCUGAUGACGCCGCCCAGACCUGCUCCGCCAUUAUCGAUGGAUACGUGGCCAUUAGCCGCGACCAACACAAGGUGCAGUUGCUUUUAGACACCUCUUUCCCGGUCCUAAUGAGCUUAUUGCCGGAUUCUGAUGAAACUAUGAGUCCAGCCAAAUCUGCGGCCGAAAUAUUGGCCAUUUUGGUGAAAAUGUCCACCAACAGGCAGGUCUUGGAGAUGUUGUGCGUCCGGUUGUUGAACAAAUUGGAGCAGGCCAUCGAUAGCUCUUCCUCUUAUGCAUACCUCACACUUAUUGUGGAUUCCAUCGCGGAAGCUGUGUUCACCAGCGAAUUGGAAUCCCCAUUCUUGACCGACGAAUGGCUCAAGAACUUGGUUCCACAGGUGAACGCCCUGGUGAUCAGGUUGUCCCAGUCCGGCCGCCUUCCAUCCGACGAAUGUUAUGUCAAUCUUCUCGAAUCCGUGGGGAAGUUGCUCAACCUCAUUUACAAGUAUGUGUCGGUGGAAAAGCACCAGCAGUUGCUCGACGAAUUGUUGCAGUUCGGCUUUCAAACCCCUUCCGCUGAUAUUGCAUUGUUCAAGUGGUCCCUCGCUGCCAUUGAUAAAACCGCUCUAAUGCCAAACAGCACUGCCUUCGCUGAGCAGCUCAUUGUAUUGGCACACGCCUCGGAUGAAUUAACCCGGGUCAACUACUUGCAGACCCUCGCCAUAGUAGUUAAUAAGUUCACCGACAGCGGGUUUUUGACGCCCUUGUUUGCUAUGCUAACCUCCGGGGUAGCUGCCACGGAGACUAGAGAGGGGAUCCAGAGUUUGGAGAUCAUUGCGUGGAUCACAAAGGGAUUGGUAUUGAAGAACGAUAAGGCCGCGGACCCGUUCCUUUGCUACAUCCUUACAUUGCUCGAAACUCCUUACGGUGUGGUGGGCUCCCGAUGCUUGGAAAUUGUCAUUUGCGACUUGGAACUCUUUGCCAAGCCAAAAAAGUUGAUUUCCCGUGUCGUGCCCGUCAACACGAGAUUGUUAUACAAGCAAAAGUUCUUCGAGAGCGUAGUGCCUCAGCUCGUGGAGAAGUUUGGCUCUGCCCAAGAGAUUGCCACUAAGAAGUGUUAUUUAAUUGCGAUUUCGCUUCUCUUGAAGUAUGUCUCGCGUGAAAUUAUCUUGCCCCACUUGACCACCUUCCUCCCAUUACUCUUACAAUCUAUUUCUUUGAUCCCCGACAAUGAGAUUAGAUGCGCUUCGUUAACCACAAUUUCGUUGACUACGAACGAAUUGCCGGAACUUGUGACCCAGCACUUGCAGACAUUGGUACCGGCAUUGUUAGACUUGUCCGAGGCGAAGAAUGGCAAUAGCGAGAAGGUGAGGCUUGAGGCGUUGCGCUGCUUGUUGCUCUUGCCAAAUGCGGUUGCGUUGACUAAGAUUGUUCCCUUCCGAAACUCUGUCUUGAGACGCUUAGAGGUGGCGGUGGACGACAAGAAGAGAGCGGUGAGAAAAGCUGCGUGUGAUGCCAGACAGGCGUUCUACGAGAUUUCCUAGAGGUGCAUCGGAUCACUGUGUAUAUAUAAAUUAGGAUAACAGGUGAUAAAUUUAUCCUGGACCAUCGAUAGAGGGUAUUGAUGAAAGCGCUUGCUUUAAAUGAUGGACUGUAUGAUAGCAGCGUUACCCGAAGGAGUAUUUACCGGAUUUAUAAUUCACAUUCACCACUCUCUCAGUACACCAAAAUAUUGCACAAACAAUAUCCAGAGUUGUUUUCUUC
Messenger RNA from Babjeviella inositovora NRRL Y-12698, 3668 nucleotides. RefSeq names its product Met18p (gene MET18). Gene Ontology annotation, biological process: iron-sulfur cluster assembly. The record is from RefSeq and is a predicted model, not a curated record. The coding region runs from base 389 to 3448 and encodes 1019 amino acids. The transcript has a single exon. NCBI's taxonomy places the organism in Eukaryota, Fungi, Ascomycota, Pichiomycetes, Serinales. Gene Ontology annotation, cellular component: cytosolic [4Fe-4S] assembly targeting complex.